Molecule: messenger RNA, 975 nt
Organism: Fulvia fulva
Lineage: Eukaryota; Fungi; Ascomycota; Dothideomycetes; Mycosphaerellales; Mycosphaerellaceae
Product: Formyltetrahydrofolate deformylase
Exons: 1
Coding region: 1-975 (324 amino acids)
Biological process (GO): 'de novo' IMP biosynthetic process
Molecular function (GO): formyltetrahydrofolate deformylase activity
Source: RefSeq, a predicted model, not a curated record
AUGGCUGCCCUGCGCUGCUUCUCUCGAACAUCGGCAUUCAACACAAGCUCGAGAUUCACUGCACCCGUCGCCGGCCGAGCAUUCCAUCGAGCGAGCUUCGCCACAAAGUCCAGAUCCACACCCAUCAAAAUGUCCAAGGACCACAUUCUCACGCUGUCAUGCCCAGACAAGCCAGGAAUCAUCCACACGGUCACUGGACUGCUGGCAAAGCACAAUCUCAACAUCCUGGACCUGCAGCAAUUCUCCGACCCUGAUCUGAACAAGUUCUUCAUGCGAGUACAUUUCGGGCAUGCGGAUUCGACAGAACACUUGGCGCAGCCUUUCGCCGAGCUCAAAGAUGACCUGAACAUGGACUACGACAUCGUGCCAACAUCUCAAAAACCACGCGUGCUCAUCAUGUGCUCCAAAAUCGGACACUGCCUCAACGACCUGCUCUUCCGACAAAAGACCAACCAGCUCAACAUCGAGGUGCCAUUGAUCGUAUCCAACCACCCUGAAUUUGAAUCCCUGGCCAAGAGCUACGAUGUCCCGUUCCACCACUUGCCAGUCACGAAGGACACCAAAGCCGAGCAGGAAGGCCGCAUUCUGGAGUUGGUCAAAGAGAACAAGGUCGACCUCAUUGUCCUUGCACGGUACAUGCAAGUCCUCUCCCCAACUCUCUGCGAAGCGAUGAGUGGCAAGAUCAUCAAUAUCCACCACUCCUUCUUGCCUUCUUUCAAGGGUGCCAAGCCGUACCACCAGGCGUAUGACCGAGGUGUGAAGAUUAUGGGCGCGACGGCACAUUUCGUUACGGCGGAUUUGGAUGAGGGUCCGAUAAUCGAGCAGCGUAUCACUAGAGUUGACCACAGCAUGCAGCCGAAGGAGUUGGUGGAGGAAGGGUCAAAUGUGGAGACGCAGACUCUGGCUGCGGCGGUCAAGUGGUGGUCGGAGAAGAGGUUGUUUCUGAAUGGAACGAAGACUGUUGUGUUCAACUAG